This is a messenger RNA of Oncorhynchus tshawytscha (Chinook salmon), 5074 nucleotides long. RefSeq names its product armadillo repeat containing 5 (gene armc5). Gene Ontology annotation, molecular function: protein binding. The record is from RefSeq and is a predicted model, not a curated record. NCBI's taxonomy places the organism in Eukaryota, Metazoa, Chordata, Actinopteri, Salmoniformes, Salmonidae. Gene Ontology annotation, cellular component: cytosol. The transcript has 8 exons. Gene Ontology annotation, biological process: anatomical structure morphogenesis. Bases 390 to 4394 code for a protein of 1334 amino acids.
CCCCCCUUUUCGUGGCGCCUCCUGUUUAUCGUCCAGCUAAAAGAUGGCGUUAGCGGCUAGCUAAAACGAUUAUUCUUCGUUUGAUUGAAUUAAUUAUGUCGGUGGGAAUAAUUAGUCAUUGCAAAUACUUUAUCACUCUUGAGAUGGGACUUAAAAACAUAGAUUACAGCACUUGUGUUCGCACAAUAACGCACCGUGAUUGUUUGUUGGGCCUUCUCGCAUACAGAGGCCUGUUUUUUUAGGGAGUGGACGAGAGGUUUACAAACUUCAACUCCCAGCAGCAUUGCUAAGAAGUGGGGUCAAAGGGUAAUUUCUUCCACUUGUCAUGCUGUGACUUGUUAGUGAGGAUAAGCAGAAGAGCAGGUGGGUUGGAGACAAUUAGUGGCAUCAUGGCGUCAAAGCCAGUGCCAGGGAUCCAGAAACAUGGGACAUGGGCAGGCAACCCCAGAGAAGUGUCCUCAGCCUCCCCAGAGACCUCUCUGACCUGGUGCCUGUCACAGCUCUCUAAACCUGGGAGAGCAGCAGCCGAGGACCACAAGCCAGGCACUGCAGGGCCGGACACCAGUGGACACAGACAGCUGGACAAGAGGGUCAAAGCUGGGCAGUGGCGAGCACUGGUGGCCAUCCGCACACAGCACAUUAAAGGAGGAAGCAGUGGGAUAGCUCGAUUCCGAGGCCAGGGUGGACUGCGCACUCUCCUGGACCUGCUAAAGCACCCUGAGUGUUCCAGGAAGACUCUGGACCUGGCUCUCAGCAUCCUGGCUAACUGCUGCACUGAGAGACAGACACGAGUUGAGGUUAGGAAGCUUGAUGGAAUAUCUAUUGUGGUGGGUAUUUUGAAGAAGAAUGUAGCCAUGGAGACGAUUCAGAACAGAGCAGCCCGGGCCUUGGGGAACUUGGCCAUGGACCCAGAGAGUUCCACACUUAUCCACUCUGCCGGUGGUGUUCCACUCCUGCUCCUCUGCGUCUCUCUUGCCUCUGCCCCAUCCCCUCUCUCUGAUGACCCACUGGAAGCCCCUUCCUCUAAACUAGAGUGUGCUCAGUCGGCUGCCCGUGCCCUCCUCUACCUUGCAGACACCCCCUCAAACCGCCUUUUACUGCUCACUCAGGGUACUCUGACUGCUCUCGCCCCGCUCAUUGCUCCAGAGUACCCUCUGGGGCUGAGGAGAGCAGCACUCCGGACCCUCCAUGAGCUCACCAGGAGCUGUGGUGUAGAGUGUGCUAGAGAGGUGUCCCGAUCUGGGGUUCUAGCUCAGCUAGGUGUCAUGGCUUCGGGAGAGGCCGCUAAACCUUUUGAGGAGCUUGCGUUGAAAACGCUGGCCAACAUGUGCACUCAAGGCUGCUUACGUCCUCUGGUAGGUUCCCUGGGGGUAAUUCAGAAGUUUACGGAGGAGGUCAAGAAGGACGGCCUGAAGUCUGGAGUGUUCCUCAAGGCUCUCUGCUUAUGCUGCAAAGAGGCAGUGAACCGGGCCAAAGUGAAGGAGAGUGGCGGUCUGGAGGUGUUGAUUGGCUUCCUUGGUGUCCAUCGGAGCCACCCCCUCGAUCGAUUGGUAAUUCUGGCUUGUGUUGACUUUGUCUAUGACGAAGCUGCCCUGGAACAGUUACAAGAAUUGGGAAUAGUCCCCCUGCUAGUUGCCCGGUUAGUGGAGCUGGCUAAAGGUGAGGAGCCAUCUGCUGGGAAGAUGGAUGUGAGCCUCACCUCUACCAUGUUUGCGUCAGAGCUGCUGUCUACGUCAUGUUUCGACUCAUUUGACUUCCCUCCCCCAGAGGGGAACAGGAAAGAGGAGAUGGGGAAGGAGCAUGUCCUUGGGUCAUCCAGCUUUCUUAGCCUGAGGUCCUGGUUGGUGUCUGAAGGGUUGAUCUCCUCUGAGGGGGAUCUUCUUGACUCUCCUGGAGGCACGGAGGGAGAUUGGGGGAGUCUUCAUAUCCCCUCUUCUUCUCCCCAAACCUCUUCCACUGACUGUCAUUCCCCUUUAAAAUGCUUAUCUCCUACCAGCUCACUACCUUCCUCCACUCCCUUAUCCGCACCCAAAUCUCUGAGUCAAUCCACCCCCUCUACCUCAAUGAGUUCUCCAGCUCAGGUCCACAUGUCAUCUCCCUCAAAAACCGCUGAUCUGCCUCCCUGUGUCCCUUUGCCCUCCUCUACCUCCACCCCCCGAGCCCAGCCCGGCUCCUCUACCUCCACCCCCCGAGCCCAGCCCGGCUCCUCUACCUCCACCCCCGAGCCCAGCCCGGCUCCUCUACCUCCACCCCGAGUCCAGCCCAGCUCCUCUACCUCUUCUCUCCCUUCCCCCACUAUUCCACCCCUCACUUCCGUCUCCCCAUCCAAGUUUUCCUCCCCUCCACGGAAAAGGCCACGUGUCCCCUCAACUACCCGCUCCAGUGUGGUGCCCCUCGACACCCCUCCCACAGUGUCCCGACCCCAGGCCUAUCACCACCCCUACCACCCUGAGCCUUGGGCCCCAGAGUCUCCCAUCCUGCUGCUGCUCUCACGCUUCUCUCACGCCACGGACCCCAGCGCUGCUCUGAUCAACUCAGGCAUCAUCUCUGGCCUACUGUUCUACCUCAGCCAGCAUCAGGACCCCAGCGGCAGGUGCUUCCGCAUGCUGUGCCGGCUGAGCUGCAACCCCAACUGUCUGCAGGCGCUGGUCAGGACUGGCUCAGUGGCUCUGAUCCGCCACCACCUGGUCCAGAGAGGGAGUGACCCUGAGAGUUGGGGAGCUGGAGAGAGGCAGACUGAUAGGGUCAAGUCCAAAGUGAAACAGCUUGGUCUUGCUCUGCUUAGUAAUCUACGUGUUCAGUGUGAGUCUGGAUUUGGUUCUGGAGUCCUGAGCCAUGUGAUGCUGUCAGGCUCAGAGUCAGACAAGCUGAACUGUGCUCUGUCUCUACCACUAGUAAAUGGUAACAAGGUUCUCUUGAAGAAACUUCUUCUAGACAACGGUGGUCUACUCUUGGCUCUGGAGCCCCUUGGAUGUAAUGAGGACGAGGAAGAGGAAGACCAUCACACCAGUGAAUGCCGACGACUCCUCUCAGAUUGUCUCAACUCACCGCAACAUGUCUCUGCCCCCCAGCUCCACUCUCUGUAUUUCUCCCUGCUGAUUGGAUGCCUCUCUAGUCUAAUGGGUUGCCCCAAAACAGUACUGGCUAAAAGAAGGUGCAGGGUACUCAGUCCUAUCAAACCCCUGUCAGUCUCACAAACCGGUAAAGCUUCACCCCCCCCCUUAAAAAAGCCUCGUCUGGUCAAUAUCUGUCCUUACAAUGACUCAACCUUUGACCUCCUCUUCCUGCUGGAUGAUGGGAGCCAGGUGUCAGCCAAUAGGGAAGCAGUGGCUGGGUCGGAGGGAACUGAGGUGGUGGGGUCAGAGUAUUUCAGGGCCCUGUUGAGGGGGGGCUUUGGAGAGGCACAAGGGAGAACUGGGAAGGCCAUCCCCAUCAGGGAUGUGAGCCAAGGCAUGCUGCUACCUGUACUGCACUAUCUGCAUGGCUGUCGCCUGAACAAGGACGGAGAGACUGCAGAGGAACAGGGGGAUGAGACGGAGAGAGAAGGCAGAGGAGAGUGUCAGAUUUUGGGAUCCUUGGCCUCUGAGGGGCUGGGUGUCUGGCGAGACGGGGCAGAAGAACCCUCACCAGAGGCGCAGGGCUUCCAGAAGACCCCCCUAGCUGAGACGAUGAUGGGGGCCUGUAGGUUUUUGGUGACAGAGUUGCAGAGGGAGGUGGAGGAUCUGUGUGUGUCUUUGCUGUCCUGCUCUGCCAAGAAUGCUGGUCGAAUUGCAGAUGUUGGCAAAAAGCCUCCAUCUAACAUGGACCAAUAUGGAUCAGAGGGAGAGUCUGCUGACGAGAGCCUGGCAAACCGCACAUCUGGACUAGAGUUGAGUGGUUCUGAGGCCCAGACAGACUCCUUGGCCCCCACAGUGACGGCAGGCCAGGCUGAGUCACUACAUGGCUCUGAACUCCAACCCUGUCAGCAGACAGAGGGUAGACGGCACUCUGCCCCUGGACCAGGCCAGAAGGGCAUUAGUGCACCAAAGACAACCUCAGGACUGGAGACUUGUGUCAAUCCGCUGAAAUCAAGUUCUGCCUCAAAGUGCUGCAAAAGACGUUCUAAACUGCGGAGUGUUUCAAACACACAGAAGGUUGCGGAUUCUGUACAGGACUCUAAAGUUGGUCCUGGUAGAUGGACCCUCCUACCACAGGUGUAUUGGUUUUCCCAACGGUACAGCUAUCCUGGACUGGGCAGGGCCUGCCUGUCCCUACUGCUGGGCUCUCAGGGCUUCUCUCAGCCCCGCCCUUCUUCCCUGGCUGCAGACUGCCUGCGCAGACUGGCCAGAGAGGCAGACUGUACAGAGACUCUGAAACGUGACCUAGUGAGUCUGGCCACCAUGGCCCUGAGCUGAGAGGGGGAGGGCUAGGAGGAAAGAGGGGUGUUGGGUGGGGAUGGAGGUGAGGGGUGGAGAGGGGAGGAGAAACAGAGGAUCAAAUAAAAUAUUAGGGAUGGUAUGAGAUCAUGUGAUUGUCUCUCCAAUGACACUGAAGUUAACGUUUGUCAUUGUGAAAAGUCUUCACAACAUGAUUAGCCUUCCUUCCUUGUGAAUAUCUGUCUUUGUCUCACAACAAAUAACCUUUAUAUUCCAAUAUUGGUGUUUACAAAGUAAUUGAAGUUUGAAUUAUUUUCUUCAGAAUAUUACAUUUAUAUUUAAAGGAGUCAUGCUGCCAUUUAAAGGGAUGGGUUCUCAGACAGAAUCAUGAGGGAAAUCAUUUUUAUCUCAUGGUGCACUGUAAAUGAAGUUGUAUUAUAAUUAAAACAUAUUAGCAUAAUGUAAUAUGCUAAAUACUUUUGUUGCAUGUAACGUUAACUUUUUUUAUAUUUUCAGUUUGAUUUUGAAAUAUACACAGCUGUCCUGUAAAUGUCCUGUAUUGACUUGGAUGACUCUAAUAAUCAGGGUGGGACUGGGUGCCAUGUUGUAUAUGCUGUAUAUAAAGUGAACUUUAGGAGUAGCUGCAAGGUGACGAUAACAGAUCAGCUUUCACUCGUCUCAUGUGAAUCAACGCUCCUCAAUAAAUCUGUUUAGACGUC